This is a messenger RNA of Mobula hypostoma (lesser devil ray), 3167 nucleotides long. Its product is annotated as CD276 antigen-like. Bases 500 to 1330 code for a protein of 276 amino acids. The transcript is spliced from 4 exons. The record is from RefSeq and is a predicted model, not a curated record. Gene Ontology annotation, cellular component: external side of plasma membrane. NCBI's taxonomy places the organism in Eukaryota, Metazoa, Chordata, Chondrichthyes, Myliobatiformes, Myliobatidae. Gene Ontology annotation, molecular function: signaling receptor binding. Gene Ontology annotation, biological process: T cell receptor signaling pathway; regulation of cytokine production.
AGAGGGUUCCGGCUGUGGAUAAGAGUGUUAGGUAUUGGGAGCAGGAUCCCGGCUGGGGAUAAGAGUGUUAAGUAUUGGGAGCAGGAUCCCGGCUGGGGAUAAGAGUGUUAAGUAUUGGGAGCAGGAUCCCGGUUGUGGAUAAGAGUGUUAAGUAUUGGGAGCAGGAUCCCGGCUGGGGAUAAGAGUGUUAAGUAUUGGGAGCAGGAUCCCGGCUGGGGAUAAGAGUGUUAAGUAUUGGGAGCAGGAUCCCGGCUGGGGAUAAGAGUGUUAAGUAUUGGGAGCAGGAUCCCGGCUGGGGAUAAGAGUGUUAAGUAUUGGGAGCAGGGUCCCGGCUGGGGGAGAGGGGGAUUUCCCGGUGGUCGAUAGAGUGUGUAGUGUAGGUGGGGGGGGCGGGGAUUCCGGGAGAAUUCGGCGGAGACAUUAAACGGCACUUUGCUCAGUUGGUUUCAUUCGUCGCUGUAUACCCGGUCGCAGGUGACGAGUUCGCAUUCUGGGAAUUAUGUUAUACUUCCUCAGUGUCUUGGUGGGAAUUGGAUUCAGCUUUGCUUCAGUUGAGUUUCAAGUUUCUACACCGGAAACUCCAGUGACUGCUGUCUACGGCCAGUACACAGUAUUGACGUGUAGCUUCCCUGUUAACGCCGAGAUAGGACUGGACAAGUUGGUCAUCAACUGGCAACGUCUCAGUACAGAGGAGGUUGUUUACAGUUAUUACUAUGGCAAAGGGCAACUGAGUCGCCAGAGCCCUCGGUAUUCAGGGAGGACAAGUUUAUUCCCCGAAGACAUUACAAAUGGGAACGCUUCACUGCGACUGGAUUCGGUGAAGCUGGAGGAUGCUGGACAGUACCUCUGCUAUGUCAGUAGUUUAAAGGCCAGUGGCCAAGGGAUUGUCUCACUCACAUUUGCAGCUUACUAUGAGGAACCUAACCUGUUUAUCAGAUUAACGCCUUCAUCAAUGGUGUUUACAUUUGAGUCCAGAGGUUAUCCCGCAGCCAAUGUUUCUUGGUACAAUAACGAAAGGGAGAAUAUUUCCUCACAGUCUGAGACCUUAUACCAACAAGAUUCCAAUGGCUUAUACUUACUGCAGAGCAUUCUGAGAGUCAGCAAUGCCAACCAGAGUUCAGGCUACAUGUUCAAUUUAAGAAAUGAAGUUUUACAUCAGUCAGUUUCAAGAACUUUUGAUCUUUCCAUAGAAGAGAAAGUCGAUGAUGUUCCAACAAGAGAUAAGUGGAUGCUGGCUCUUGCUCUCAUCAUCCUGGAAUUUGGAAUAAUUUUAAUUCUGGCCAAAGCUGUGUGGAGAAAAGAGGGUUCACAGCAGCGCACAGAGCUGUAACAAUUAGUUGUCCCCUGGACUGAUAUACACUAGGAUUCUUCAUAGCUGGCAUUGUACAAAGAGUUCUUCAGGAAGACCACCAGACCUCCUCUGCUGCGUUUCAAACCAACUGCUCAUGUCCUGAAAAUCCUAAAACUGUAUUUUAUUGGAAAUCUUCCAUUUGAAUAGAUAACACUGGAAACACGACAGCGUCUGCAGAGAGGGAAACGAGUAACCUUCCAGUGCGAUUCAUCGGAGUUGUGUUUCAGAUGUAGGGAACAGUUGGCCAGUGCAAGACAUAAAAAUCUAUUAAUUCGCAAACACGAGGAAAUCUGCAGACGCUGGAAAUCCAAGCAACACACACAAAAUGUUGGUGGAACGCAGCAGGCCGGGCAGCAUCUAUAGGAAGAGGUACAGUCGACGUUUCGGACUGAGACCCCUCGUCAGGACUGACUGAAAGAAGAGAUAGUAAGAGAUUUGAAAGUGGGAGGGGGAGGGAAACGUCGACUGUACCUCUUCCUAUAGAUGCUGCCUGGCCUGCUGCGUUCACCAGCAUUUUGUGUGUGUUGCUAAAAUCUAUUAAUUCCAAACAUAACUCAGAUUCUUGCAGACUUUCCAGGGUCUAACGAUAAUACAGUAACAAGUUUCCAGCACUUGAGUCGCAGCGCAGAACAAACGAGUCCUUCCGCCUCGAUGAGUUUAGCAAUCCCGGAUUUAACCCGAGCCUAAUCACGGGACAAUUUACAAUGACUAAUUAACCAGCCAACCGAUAUGUGUUUGGACUAAGGAGGCAAACCAGAGCACCCGGAGGAAAUUCAGGCAGUCACGGAGAUCCCCCAGCUUAAUUCUAUAUAGCCUACUCAUAGGGCAAUUUACAGUGACUAAUUAAUAUUACAGAACCAGGAAAUCCACGCACUGUCACGGGGAAGCCGGCAUGUGAGACACAAGCCACAGAUUAAUCAUUUAUUUACAGACAUUCGACCGAACACCUAAACUACCCUAAAUUACACAAACCACAUGUGGAAACACUUGACACACAGAUACUCAGUUGCCUCCCCUGUGUCUACAGCACACUUUCUCAGUGUUUCGCGACCUCCGGGUGAAACCAAGUGCCCCCGGGUCGAAGGGUGCCUGGAACUGUGCACCGGUGCCGUGGGACACAAGGCAACCCUUGGGAGAGGGCUGCUGCAUCAUUCAAACGGGCCAGAAGCGACUUUUGACCGACAACUAAACUAACUCUUCAUACUACCCGCACACACCUGGAUGUGUGAACUCCUGACAGGACCGAACCCCGAACUUUGACAUUUCAGAGCUGUAACAGCAUCGUGCUAACUGCAAAGUCACGUGGCGCCCUUUAAACUAUUUAUUUUGUUUAUUUUAAUAAACUAACAACAUCAUAUUCAUUCCAGAACACUGAAAGCACGUGUGACCUGUAUUUGUAUCUGCUUCUACAUCACAUAAACUUUUUGCGUGAAGCUUUGGAGAAGGGAGGAGUAGCAAUUAUGAUGAGCAGUUAAUUAGUACGAAAUAUAUUUUGAAUUUUAUUCUUUGGAACGUAGAAGACUGAGGGGAGAUUUGAUAGAGCUAUACAAAAUUAUGAGGGGUAUUGCUGUGUUCUUUAUACGUACCGUGGGUUACUAAGAACAAACCAUAAUCUGGAAGAAUCGAACUAAACUUCUAUUUACAACAAACAGCAACUACGUGUUCACCAAACAAGUUGCUACAUCAUUCUGUCAUUUCUGCGCAUGCUCCGAACUCUGUCCAAUCAUGUUCUGGCGUGUGAUAUCACCACAGCAACACUCACAACACGCUGGAGGAACUCAGCAGGUCGGGCAGCAUCCGUGGAAAAGAACGGUCA